AUGGCCGAACACGCGGCAGCGGUGCGCAGAAAUGACGCCAGCUCUCAAGUUGCGGCUCAUUCGGCGAGACCCGGCCACACAUUUAAAUUCGAUGAGGCCGAAAUUCUCGCAAGAGGUGACAACCGAGUGAGCCGAGAGCUACUGGAAUCAUGGUUUACUGGCCCCCAGUCCAUCAACAAGUGCAACGAUCUUCCCAUUCAAUACAGCGUGCUGAGACUUCGUCUAGGCGGAGUAAUUGGCCACGCGGGGAGCGCACUGGUGAACACUCUUCCCAACACCCGGGUCAACGCAUCAGAUGGUCGAGCAAUCAUCACGCCAACAUCCAACGCACGUGAUGAAAUUGCGGCAAUUAUCGACUCGAGUGUCGGCCAUCAAGCAAUGAUCACCCCAAGUGUGACAAUCCCGGAUGAAGGGGGAAGCCGUGAACGUUCAUAGGCAUGCGGUAGAAUGGCUGCUGCAUCCUAUAAAUACCGCAGCCCCUUGUACAACAACCACUCGUUUCUGCUCUUUUGUCUCUGAUGAUGGAUUCGAGUAGGAAUCCGAAACGUCAGGCUAAUAAAGCUCUUGUCCCGGCGAUCGUGUCUCCUUCUUCAAGACUACUUCCUGGGACUCGGCUCUUCGCUUCUAUUGGCUCAUUAUAAACGCCGAACACGGAAUUUUGUCUCCCUUACCUACGGUAUUAAGCUUCAAAACCCACUAUGUUUGAUGGUGACAACCGUCUUCAUAUUUCUUGAUCACUUAACAGUCUUCGUCCCCUGAGACAGUGAAGGGAAUAUCUCCGAAGCGAUACAUUUGUUGUUCCCGCGUGUUUUGCCAGACCGCAAGCUUUUCAUCGGCUUUAUGCAUCGAACACGUGAUCGAUGCCGAAAUCUCCAGUCAGUUGGCGGGCGGUUUUCAAUCACUUCUCCUGUCUGUUGAUCCAUAGUUGAUUUACGCACACUCCAAAUAGUCAAUGAGGUUGACAUUUAAAACUGGUUUAUUUUAUGAACUGCUGGUGUUCCCCUGUUUUAAUGUGUAAUUGUUUUGCAAAACCGUAACGUGCUGUUCUCAUCCAAUUUAAGCCAGCACUUAGUUGAGGAUCAGUAAUACGUGGUGUUGAAGAGAGGAGUAAACUUAACACCCUGAAAACAGUUUCGUGUUUCCAAAGAUUUCGGCUUUGCGAUCGUCCACAAAGUCGCUCAUAUCAGGCGACAAAAGAUUUUCUGGCACAACGAGUUUCACCCCCAUUUUCAAGCUGUGCAAAAUAUCAGCCAAUCAGCAUUUUUCCACUCUACACCGAAUCGUUAACUGACCUCAUCUUCUUCGCGUAUCAUCGAAAAAGCUGCAUUUGCGGAAUAAGCAUGUAAAUGUGAGGCGAUGAAAUUUCUUCACAAGAGGUGUCACUGCGCAAGUUAAUAGCUGGCGAAUUAGGAGGAUAUACGCAGUUUGGUAAUUUCCGAUGAUCUUCGUAAAAGCACAAACUCCUUUCUUUGCAAUGGGUGCGAUCUCGCAUACGCUCUGUAUCGUAGCGAAUUCCGCCCUAACGGAUUACCCGUGUUGCCGGAGGAAGGCUAAGCUAUGCAAUGCAUACUUAUGCGCUGCCUGCUUUCCGCGCGUUGGCCGCUUACAGCGUGCGCUAUUUAGCGAAUAGCCAAUCAGAGUGCAAGUGGGUAAGCUAGAAGGUUGUCGCUAAUGGUCGACGUGACCAUCUGCGUCUACUUAGCUACAGUUAGUGACUUAACUCAUGAAAUGUGUCGAAAUUUACGAAUGAUUGCCAGUCACUCGCAAAUCGACACCAUCUCAUGAGUCCAAUGUCUAGUUUAAUUAAGUACAUGAUUAAAAGAAAUAAAAACAUAAAAAGAAAUAUUAAAGGCCGUGUUGCAUUGUUUAGAAAUGCCGAUUUAUAUUGAAAAGCGCAAUAUCCUGAGAACGUCAGAAAUGGCUGUAACUAAGGAAAGUUCGUUUCUAGAUGUAUAGAAUGUAUUCCCAUACCAAAAACGUAGUAAAUAUGAAUGUAGACAUAAAAACACGUCUGAUAACAGUGUUUUAGUGAAGUUCACAUCUAAAUAUCAUUUAUUAAGUAGUGCGAUUUCAUAUAUGACGGUUUGUCAGCUGCCAACAUUUUGGGUGUAGAUUCCAAAACAGUUUUCCACUGAUUCCUGUUUUUUAUUUGUUUGAAGUAAAUUAGAUGGGAUUCAACAAGAAAAGCUGGAUUUGGCUUGGUUUCAACCGAUGAGGACGUCGUAGGAACAAAAGUUUUCAUAAGGCGACAUGUAGUGUUUGGAUUAUAGUACCGCUCAUCGGAUCCCCUACCUACAAUUUAGUCAAGUGGCUGUACAAGCAUCUGAAGCCGCUAACUCACGGAUCUCGCUACAGUAUUAACAGCUCCCACGAAUUCCUCAACCGGAUUGACGGCCUCAAUGUAAGCACUGAUGAAUGCUUCUUGUCUUUUGACGUCGUUGCCUUAUUUUCUUCUAUACCGCACGACUUGGCAAUUGACUGCGUAGCCCAACGACUACAGGACAAUCCUGUUGGUAUCCCAGCGCACCACGUUAUAGAACUGCUCCAACUGUGCCUUAAGAACUAUUGUAAGUUCGACAAUAAGUACUACCAACAGGUGAAGGGAAGUCCAAUGGGCUCCCCAAUAUCCGGUCUAUUCGCCGAACUAGUGCUACAGCGACUAGAACAUGAGGUUUUUCAAACUCUCAACCCCAAAAUGUGGCUCCGCUAUGUAGACGACACCUUUGUCGUAAUAAAGAACCGCGACGUCGAAAGGCUACAUCAGAGGCUGAAUGAAGUCUUUCCGGCCAUACAAUUUACCCGCGAAGAGGCAGUAGGAGACAGUCUGUCGUUUCUGGACGUGAAAAUACAAAGGCUGGAUGACGGUAACCUCGCAACCAGCGUCCAUAGAAAAGGGUCUGAUUCUGAGAUCAUCCUCAAUUAUGGAAGCAAUCGCCCUGCGGCUCACAAAAGAAGCUGCGUCCGAACCCUCUUCCACCGGGCCUACCGGUAUUGCAGCAAUGAAGAUCGGCUGAAGAAAGAACUAGGCUUUCUAUAUCGGCUAUUUCGAUCUAACGGAUACCCAGUCAGUUUCGUGAAGAACUGCCUCAGACGUCAGGCACAACCUCGAGACCCCUCCUUAGAUGGAGAAACCGUGACGCGGAAAUUCUUCUCCCUGCCCUAUAUGCAGGGGACCUCAGAAAUGAUCGCCCGUCAGUUAAGUCAGUUCGGUAUUCGCGUUUCCCACAAGCCUGCAUCCUCGCUGCGCACAGUCUUAACUCGAGUAAAGGAUUCCAUCCCCAAAGAGGAACAGACUAACGUCAUUUAUCGCAUCCCGAGUGCCAAUUGUCCCUGCGUAUAUGUUGGUCAUACAGGACGACGCCUGGGAACUCGUAUUAAUGAACACAAACUAGCUGUCCGUCGCCGUGAUCCACUGUCCCUCGUCUUUGCACACGCACUUCAGUGCGACCACCGUUUUAAUUGGGAUAACACCGAGGUCAUCGCCACGGCCAACACAAAACGGGCGAGAGAAUUCCUACAGGCAUGGCACUCUAACGCGGAUAGCAUCAACCGCCAUGUUGACCUAGACGUCCAUUAUGAGGGCCUAAGAUCACGCCUCACUAAGCCGAGCCCCACGCCGCAUCAGCAGCCGCUAAUCCAGGCGCCCGCAGUUCUGCCAACCUACCAUUCUCCCUCCCCUCCAACACGGGAGCCGUAACGGUCCCCCCCCUUCCUACCCUCCCGGCUCAGAACCCAGCAUGACUCCCUACCCGCAUCCCUCCUCACACGCUAAUGGUUCGUCCGCCAAUGUUUGCCCUGUCUAGUCUAUUAGUCUAGUGUGACUGUCUCACUCUCUCUUUUCUCUUCAUUUCGUCUGACGACGGGUUGGUGUCACCAAUUCGAAAAUUCACGAGUACAACUUGAUUUUUUCCGAAGAACCUCUUCCUUUUUCAGUGUUUCAUAUGUUUAAAACUGGAAAUGACCAUUCCGUGGUGGCAGUCUAUGUGACAUCAGGUAGAAGUUUCCAAAUAGCAAAAGACUUUCAAGCCACUUAAACGAAGGAAUCCCUAUCUGCGUUAUUACUGCAUUUUAGGACACCAAAUCACACAAAACUGCAAAUUUGACACUUAGGAAUUGAUAAACCAAUGGUUUUCUUAAAAUAACCUUUUUGUUAGCAGGUUGAUUACCAGGGUUAACAUCGGACAUAAAAUAAUUUUUCUAGUCCAGCUAGAUCUGUUUAUUGAAACUCUCGCGGUUAAAUUACUAUCUUUUCACUGAAAAAGUCGCUUAGAUGCGUAACCGGAAUAUAGGACAUGAAUUAGCAUAGGAAAUUGCACGAAUAUAUUCCAACGUCCAUUUUCGCUAAAAUCGACUGAUAGUUUACAUGAUAAAAUUACAUAAACACAAUUGCUACACAAGAAAAGGACAUUUUAUUAAAGGAAGUGGAUGAGCGAAUAAAAUGCUCAACGUUAAAGACGUCCAGAAAUUCUCCCAUCAGUUUCCGUUAUCAGAUUUCAUGAGAUAGGUCACAUACUGCAUUUUUUGACAGUACUGUGUUAGAAGGAUUAGAGAUGAUUCCGGGAUGUAGGGGUGUCCAGCAGUGGGUUCAUGUGAUGGUCGUAGUAGGUCGCUCGCUUGCUUGCAGGAUCAGACUACGCCUAGUGUCCAUUUGAUGACACCCAACUCUUACUUGUGGCUCCCCAAAGCUGGGCUCUGCCCAGCGGCCAGACCCCGGUAACCGUCUCGACAAGCGGGCUAAACCAGGUAAGGGUGUCCGUGUAGGGAAUCUGCGCGCACGGUACUGUGAAUUUCGCUGACCGGAUGAAUCUUCGCGUCGGCAUCGUUGAGACGAGGCUCCGUCUGAACCACCGCAGGAGGCCACAAGGUGAGUGAAUCCUCAGGUAAGUGAAGUUUGCUCUGUUUCUUUACUUGUCUGUUAGUGUUGCAUGCUGUAUGCAGCUCUUGUUGGCUGCUUCGUGUCUGUUUGUUUGUGUUGCUCUUUACUACUAGCAAGCUGUUAUUGUGCUGAACUUUGUAUGUUGCCCUACUUAUUGCUGUACCUGCCUGAUGGCUGUCUGCUUGUCCAUCCUAACUGUAAGUCCUAUGGCGUUCUGUUGGUUGUAUCUUCCCUCCUACUCAGUUCUCCCCUCCCCCAAGGUCCCAGGCUAAUUCGGGUCCAUCUCUCACUAGAGUAAAGUCAUGGCCCAUAGUGGAGUUCGGCAGCCGGCCGGUAUAACCGAGCAGCCCUAUUUAGGGGUGCGCUGUUAACCCCACGAGGGGGAAGGGGCUAGAAAAGAUGCCCUAAAAUUGCCAGGAACUACUCUGUCUAUAGGCUGCCCGUGUCCGCAGAAGCUAAACUCACUGUCGAAACAACCAAAAUCGAAGCAACACCCAUCUCUCUCUUCCUCUUACGGCCUAUUCUCUCUCUUCUCCUCAACGUCCCUGUCACCCUAAUCGCCAGACUGGUAAGGUGAGUCCGAUCACUUUGGCAGCCUGGAAUGUUCGUUCUCUUUUAGACAAUCCGAGGAGCAAUCGGCCGGAAUGAAACGGUAGUAGUGUCUCGGGAACUGGCGCGCUACAAGGUGAACAUCGCCGCACUCAGCGAGACCUUGUUCUCCGAACAAGGCCAACUUGAGGAGGUGGGUGCCGGCUACACCUUCUAGAGCGGUCGCCCCAGGGCAGAGCGACGAGACGCGGGUGUCGUCCUCGCCAUCCGGAACGACAUCGUGGGACGACUGCCCUGUCUACCGCAGGGCAUCAACGAUCGUCUUAUGAGCCUCCGCCUGCCUCUCUGGGGAGGCAAAUUCGCCACCAUCAUCAGUGCCUACGCUCCGCCGAUGACCAGCUCUGACGCCGCAAGAGACAAAUUCUAUGAGGACCUGCAAGCCGUCUUGGCGACUGUGUCGAAGGCGAACAAGUUGAUUGUCCUUGGUGACUUCAACGCCCGCAUCGGCACAGACCAUACUGUCUGGAGAGGAGUGCUGGGUUCCCCUGGUCUCAACGGCUCCAGAGAUAAUGGUCUGCUCCUUCUUCGCACCUGCACGGAACACCGACUCGUCCUGACCAACGCCUUCUUCUGCCUGUCGGAGCGAGAGAAGGCCAUCUGGAGGCAUCCUCGGUCGCGUCAGUGGCACCUGCUGCACUAUGUCUUCGUCCGAAGGCGAGAGCAGCGGGAGGUGCUGGUGACAAAAGCGAUUCCGUGUGCUGACGGGUGGACCGACCAUCGCCUCGUCAUCUCCAAGAUGCGGAUUCGUCUACAGCCUUGCAGGAGACCACCAGAUAAGCGACCCUCAUACAAACUGAAUAUUGUCUUGUUGUCUUUGCCCGCUCACCAUCUCCAUUUCAGCAACGAGCUAGGUCAGUGGCUAGACAAACUUCCGGUCGCUGCCGCUGCCGCUGGCAAGAACGCCUCCAUAGAGAACCGGUGGUGUGAGCUGCGGGACGCAGUUCAGUCGACGACGCUGCCCGUCCUUGGUCGAGCACGCCGCCAACACCAGGGCUGGUUUGAUGGCAACGACGUCGCAAUCAGCAACCUGCUCGCCAAGAACCGCCUGCAUAAAACCUAUGUAGACCACCCCACCGACGACAACAGAACCGCAUCGUUCAACAGCGACUGCGCGAAUGCAGGACGCCUGGAUGGCUCGCAAGGCUGAUGAGAUCCAAGGGUACGCGGACCGUAACGAAUGGAAGAACUUUUUCACCGCGAUCAAAGCUGCCUACGGUCCGCCAACCAAAGGCACUGUUCCUCUCCUCAGCGCCGACGGCAGUACCCUCCUCACCGAGAAGAAACAAAUACUACAGCGAUGGGCCGUGCACUUCCGAGGUGUCCUCAAUCGCCCCUUCACCAUCUCCGACGCCGCCAUCAUCCGUCUGCCUCAAGUGGAGACCAACGUGGACCUCAACCUCCCGCCCUCUCUCCAUGAAACAAGCAGGGCCGUGCAGCAGCUCUGCAGCGGGAAAGCGCCCGGAUCGGACGCGAUUCCUGCUGAGGUCUACAAGCACGGUGGCCCCCAACUCAUGGAUCACCCGACUGCCCUCUUCCAGGAUAUAUGGCGUCAAAGAGAAGUCCUGCAGGAUUUCAAGGACAUCACGGUCGUGCAUCUAUACAAGCGGAAAGGAAACCGGCAGCUCUGCGACAAUCACUGA
Messenger RNA from Spirometra erinaceieuropaei, 7125 nucleotides. Lineage: Eukaryota; Metazoa; Platyhelminthes; Cestoda; Diphyllobothriidea; Diphyllobothriidae. The record is from the annotation of a GenBank genome assembly.